Molecule: messenger RNA, 7545 nt
Organism: Amphiprion ocellaris (clown anemonefish)
Lineage: Eukaryota; Metazoa; Chordata; Actinopteri; Pomacentridae
Gene: ppip5k1b
Product: diphosphoinositol pentakisphosphate kinase 1b
Exons: 33
Coding region: 557-4432 (1291 amino acids)
Biological process (GO): inositol phosphate biosynthetic process; inositol metabolic process
Cellular component (GO): cytosol
Molecular function (GO): 5-diphosphoinositol pentakisphosphate 1-kinase activity; inositol hexakisphosphate kinase activity; diphosphoinositol pentakisphosphate kinase activity
Source: RefSeq, a predicted model, not a curated record
GAAGGAAGCCAAACAGAGCGGCGCUGACCGGACAUGAACUUUACCGUGUAGCUCACAACUUCACUCUGAGUUUAACUACGGAGAGGCAGCGGCAGCUUCCCUCGGCUCAGUGGAAACAAGGAAGAGAGCAACCCGCUGACUCCCUGCCGUCUCCCGCCGGGCAAGAACAAUGGUGUGCAAAUGUUGACCUGUGUGAAGAAGCACUCCUAGGCAGUGACAUGUUUUCUCCCAGACCUCCUCUGUCCUGAUGCAGCGAGUUUUACAACUAGGAUCCUGAUUGUCUACCUCGACACACGUGGAGUCCACUCCCUCUUUUCUACCUCCUCUGACAUCUGCUGCUCUUUUUCUACCUCAGCACGUACUGUGUCGAAGCUGUUAUCAGCCAGCUCAGAAACGCCAACAGACCCUUCACUUUAUCACCAAGCUCUCAGGUGUCAGUCAUCCAGCUCCAGUGCAACGCUCGACUGGGUUUCUUCCUGCUCAGCAGCCAUCACCGUUAUCUGACUCCCUGCUGGGCCGGGCCCCCUGAAGCAGCCAUGUUACGCCGGGGUCUGUGAUGUCCGAACCCUGUGACGGACCAGGACCAGGGGAAGAACGGGGGCGGAGUCAGAGAGACGUUCCUCUGUUCGUGGUUGGCUGUGAAGAUGACGAACAGGACAUGGGCCAAAUGGAGGCAGGCAUGAAGAACGAGAUGUUUCGAGAAGAGGAAAUGGAGGAUGAUGAAGAUGAGUCGCCAUCAGAGCGACAGAUUGUGGUUGGCAUAUGUGCCAUGAUGAAGAAAUCCAAAUCCAAGCCCAUGACUCAGAUCUUGGAGCGCCUUUGUAAGUUUGACUACAUUGAUGUGGUCAUAUUUCCUGAGGAGGUGAUCCUGGAGGAACCUGUGGAGAAAUGGCCCCUCUGCGACUGCCUCAUCUCCUUCCACUCCAAGGGUUUCCCUCUGGACAAAGCUGUGGAAUAUGCCAAGCUCAGGAAUCCACUGCUCAUCAAUGAUCUCAACAUGCAGUAUUUCAUUCAGGACAGGAGGGAAGUGUAUCGGAUCCUACAGGAAGAGGGCAUUGACCUACCUCGCUAUGGUGUUCUAAACCGAGACCCUGACAAUCCUGAAGAGUGUAACCUCGUAGAGGGGGAGGACCAUGUUGAGGUGAACGGGGAGGUGUUCCCUAAACCCUUUGUCGAGAAACCUGUUUGUGCAGAGGACCACAACGUCUACAUCUAUUACCCAACGUCUGCAGGAGGAGGCAGCCAGAGACUCUUCAGAAAGAUAGGGAGUCGUAGCAGUGUGUACUCCCCAGAAAGCAGCGUACGAAAGACUGGAUCCUACAUCUAUGAGGAGUUCAUGCCAACAGAUGGUACUGAUGUGAAGGUUUACACAGUGGGCCCAGACUAUGCCCACGCUGAGGCCAGGAAGUCUCCGGCGCUGGAUGGGAAGGUAGAGAGGGACAGUGAGGGGAAGGAGAUCCGUUACCCCGUCAUGCUGACUGCCAUGGAGAAACUGGUGGCCCGCAAGGUCUGCCUGGCCUUCAAGCAAACUGUAUGUGGGUUUGACCUGCUCAGAGCCAACGGCCAUUCCUUUGUCUGUGAUGUUAACGGCUUCAGCUUCGUCAAAAACUCAAUGAAAUACUAUGACGACUGUGCCAAAGUCCUGGGGAACAUGGUAAUGAGGGAGUUAGCCCCCCAGUUCCACAUCCCCUGGUCCAUCCCCAUGGAAGCUGAAGACAUCCCCAUUGUCCCAACAACCUCAGGAACCAUGAUGGAGCUGCGCUGUGUUAUUGCCAUCAUCCGACAUGGUGAUCGCACACCAAAGCAAAAGAUGAAAAUGGAGGUUCGACAUCCUCUAUUCUUUGAAUUAUUCGAGAAGUACGGAGGAUACAAGACGGGAAAGCUAAAGCUAAAAAAGCCUAAACAGCUGCAGGAGGUGCUGGAUAUCGCUCGCUUGCUGCUCGUUGAACUGGGCCAGCACAAUGACUGUGAGAUUGAGGAGAAGAAAUCCAAAUUGGAGCAACUCAAGACGGUUCUGGAAAUGGAAUCCAGCUUGAAUGACACUCAGUAUGGUCAUUUCUCAGGUAUCAACAGGAAAGUCCAGCUGACCUACUUGCGUAAUGGCCAGCCUAAAGCUUCCAGUGAAGAAGAAGAUUCUAAGAAGGACGGGCCGUCUUUGCUGCUGGUGUUGAAGUGGGGCGGGGAACUGACACCUGCAGGCCGGGUUCAGGCUGAGGAGCUGGGCAGGGCCUUUCGUUGCAUGUACCCUGGAGGUCAAGCCGGUAAUCGCCAGUCCCUUGGCUGUGAGUCCCCUAUUGACUUUGGUGACUAUGCUGGUUUUCCUGGCUGUGGCCUCCUGCGUCUGCACAGCACUUACCGUCACGACCUGAAGAUCUACGCAUCUGACGAAGGCAGGGUGCAGAUGACAGCAGCUGCUUUUGCCAAGGGUCUGCUGGCUCUAGAAGGGGAGCUCACCCCCAUCCUGGUUCAGAUGGUCAAGAGUGCCAACAUGAACGGACUGCUGGACAGCGACAGUGACUCUCUGACCGACUGCCAACAGAAGGUGAAGGCCAGGCUGCAUGAGAUCAUGCAGAAGGACCAGGAGUUUUCACAGGAUGACUAUCUGAAGUUGGCCCCAACAGGCAGUCCAUCGCUGGUGAACUCAAUGGACGUCAUAGAGAAUCCGGUCAAAACCUGUGACAAGGUGUAUGCACUCAUCCAGAGCCUCACUUCACAGAUCAGGAAGAGACUGGAAGACCCCAAGUCCUCAGACUUGCAGCUUUACCACAGUGAGACACUGGAGCUGAUGCUGCAGCGCUGGUCCAAGCUGGAGAGAGACUUCCGCAUGAAGAACGGACGCUACGACAUCAGCAAGAUCCCAGACAUCUACGACUGCAUCAAAUACGACUCACAGCACAACGCCUCGCUUAGCCUGGAGGACACACUGGAGCUGUUCAGACUGUCCCGAGCCCUGGCUGACAUAGUCAUACCUCAGGAGUAUGGCAUCAGCAAAGCAGAGAAACUAGACAUCGCUCAGGCUUACUGUGUUCCUCUGCUGAAGAAAAUCCAGCUGGACCUGCAGAGAACCCAUGAGGACGAGGCCGUCAACAAGCUGCACCCUUUGUAUUCUCGGGGCGUGAUGUCUCCUGGUCGUCAUGUCCGCACACGCCUCUACUUCACAAGCGAGAGCCAUGUUCACUCCCUGCUCAGCAUCUUCCGUUACGGAGGACUGCUGGAUGAGGAGAAGGACCAGCAGUGGAAACAGGCGAUGGACUAUCUGAGUGCUGUGACUGAACUCAACUACAUGACGCAGAUAGUCAUCAUGUUGUAUGAAGACAACAAUAAGGACCCCUCCUCAGAGGAGCGUUUCCACGUGGAGCUUCACUUCAGUCCAGGGGUCAAAGGAUGUGAAGAUGAAGAGAACGUACCUCUUGGCUUUGGCUUCCGACCAGCCUCCUCAGAGAAUCAGGACAAAAAGCCCAAUCAGGGCAGUCUGGAGGACCUUUCCCAGGACCAGCCAGACCAGGCACUUCCUGUCUCAGAGCCAAUCAACAUUCAGCGAAGAUCCCCCAUGAUCCGCAAUCGCAAGACGGGCUCCAUGGAGGUCCUCUCUGAAACCUCUCCCACCCAUUCCUCCAAAGGCUGCACAUCCCAUCGACUUUUCCAGUCAUGUUCGCGCCAGUCUCCUGAGAUCAAACCAACCAGUGGCCUAGGCUCGCUCUGCUCUGGCCUCUUCAGUGCCUCUGCCCUCGGGGUGUCCUGUAGCGCCCCCAACCUGCGGGACUACGUCCGCACGCACCACCACCACCACCGAAAACCACCUCUGUCCCCCGGCAGUCUGCCGUGCCAGAGUGGCAUGUUUGAGCUGUUCUCUAUGCCGGCAGUAAAGAGAUUUUCUGUGUCGUUUGCCAGGCAUCCGACUAAUGAGCCCUCAGAGCUCCAUGUAGUCCAGCUGCUGGGGGGGCUGCCCGCUGAGCCGGUCCUGCUGGGGUUUGCCCCUCUGGCUGUGGAUGUUGCCAUGGCCCAUGACCUGCACCACUGUCCCUACCACCUCCACCUCCUCAAGACCUGGCUGAUGUCUAGUCAGGAGCUCCCAGAAUCUCUCCACGGGUUUGAAGGCUGCUCCAUGGUGCCCUCUAUCUAUCCACUGGAGACGCUGCACAACUCGCUGUCCCUGAAGCAGGUGGACAAAUUUCUCAAUGCAGUGUGUGAGAGCAGCAGCGAGGUUCACGCCAAAACCAUGAAAGCGCUUUCUAGCUUGUUUGACUCCCAGAGCCAGACGUCUCUCUACAGCCCACAGCAGCCUCUGUCUUCCUCUGGAUCAGAAACUUCUCUUCGCCCACCAAGCCAGCCUCUAUGGCAUGGCAGCAUCCCCUCCAGUGCUGUAUCCAGUGCAGGCCCCUCGUCUCCAAUCACAGAUGCCUCCGGCCUGAACUUCAGCUUCACUGAAUAGACUAUCUGACUGAACAACACAAGGACUUCUGGGUAUUUAAGGGCACAAUCUGAAGAGCUCCGUUUAUCCGUCUCCCUGCGCUGAAGUUCAUCUUUCCGCCUGUCCCUCUGCUGACAUUCACAGCUACAACUGGAGGUGAUCCUGAUUGUGGAGAGACACCACAGCUGUUAAACUCAGACUGUAAAUAUGAUCACACACAUGCUGUACAUGGACUCUUCUGAUGCCUGUCAACACCACAACUUCUCUGCUCCGUACAGACAGAAAGCACUGAACUUCCACUGGGUGAAAAUCUCUCAUUGCUGCAAUCCUCUCCUUCAGUUUGUCCACACACACAUUUCUAAACCAGAUCUGACAUCUGUAACAGUGUAGCGAGCCAACCUUCAGACCAGUUGUGCCUUUGCUUUAAUUUAGAUGCUGCCGAUGCUAAAUCAACAAGUGCCUGCUUUUUUUUUUCUUUUCAGUCCAAAUACUGUUAAAAUAUCUCAAACACCAGCUGCCUCUCCUCUGACCAGACCUGUGGACAUUUAAAGCUGAAAUACAUUAGUUUUUUUUUUAUUCACUUGUAAUUUAACAACAGUUUGACCGAGUUUGUGUUUCAGCCUCAGAUGUCUGCACCUUGACUGAAGACUAAAGGAAUGGUUUGACAUUUUGUCUGAGAGUUAAGAUGAGAUGAUCAGUCCCAUUCUCAUAUCCAUCUGUCAGCCAGUUAGCUCAACUCCAGGACUAGGAAUGGAAAACAGCCAGUCUGGUUCAUUACUUCUCUGAUUAAUGUGUAUAAACUCAGGUUGCAGGAACUUACUUCACAAUUUGUCGUUUGUAGACUAAGGUUUUUUGUUUCAAUUUAACAGAAGACAUAUAGUAUUAAUGAGCUUUACUGUUGUUUUUUGUGAGUUUUUGUUUCUGUGAUUUUGUUAGCUUUAGACAGAGCCAAAGUUUCCAGUCCUUGAGCUAAAGUUAGCAAAAUGGCUGCUGGAUUUGAGAGUGGAAUCUUUCUUUUCAUCUUACACUUUGAUUGUACUCCUUUGCAGAUGCAUAAACACACAGUUGAAGCCAUCAGACAUACACUACCGUUCAAAAGUUUGCAGUCACCCACACAAUUUCAUGUUUUCCAUGAAAACUCGCACCUUUAUUCAUGUGCUAACAUAAUUGCACAAGGAUUUUCUAAUCAUCAAUUAGCCUUUCAACUAUUAGCUAACACAAUGAGGCGUUAGAACACAGGAGUGAUGGUUGCUGGAAAUGUUCCUCUAUGUAGAUGUUCCACUAAAAAUCAGCCGUUUCCAACUAGAAUAGUCAUUUAUCACAUUAACAAUGUCUAGACUGUAUUUCUGAUUUAUUUAAUGUUAUCUUCAUUGAAAAAAACUGCUUUUCUUUCAAAAAUAAGGACAUUUCUAAGCGACCCCAAACUUUUGAACGGUAUAGUUAUUGUUAUUAUACUAUUUUUCUAGUAUGUGAGGAUCUACUCAGAGGACGGCAAGUCGUAUGUAUGGGUUCUGCACGUGCAUGCUCACAGACCUGGAAAGUACACUGUCCUUAUGCUACUUUCAGUUGCUUGGAUGACAUGUUCUAUGCAUGUGCUGUAGAUGGGUGUCUGUAUACCACACAUGCACUACAGCCCUUGUAGCAUAGUGGUCUGAGGAGAACACGUCACAGUCAUGCGCACUUGCAGAUAUAGAAACUGUAAGACUAGCCUUACUCCUUCAUUAUACUCAGACACAAACACCUACAGACACCCCGGUCAUGUAGUUUUUGUUAGUAUACUCCUCCCCAGUUCACUUGGAGGACUCUAUACAUGUGCAGUAGAUGAUUGUCUCUGUAUUCUGCACAUGCUCAGCUCUCACAGUCUGUGUGGACUCUUGCGUACUUGUGGAGAUGACAGAUUUACAUCACACAGACCCUUGUGGACGUGGAAAGUCUAACACUGGCCUCCCUCUUGGUGAGCAAAGCAUCCCUCUGCAAUAGGUCAAACUAUUCCUUUAAAUCCAUGUUAUCAUUAUUUCAUACUGAAUGUCUAAAAAGGUGGCAGACUUGAAAAUCUUGAAUCUUAUUCAGACAUUACUGUGAAAUCAUGUAAAACUCAAACCAAAGCAGGUGCAGCCCAGAGAUGUUCUACUGUGACAUACAAAGAUGGGGGGAUAUGGGUUGUCUUUUAGAAGUUGGAGAUUUGGAUCAUAUGACAUGUGGCUUUUAGUUUACUUCAUACUUCAACAAGACUUCAUUGUGAAUCUUUUUUUUUUAAAUACAGGUGUUUGUAUAAUUUCUCACUCAUGCCAGCCCGAUCAAACUGUGGUCUUUUCUAUGUGCGUCUGCUGCUUAAUGGAAAUGACAGUUUAUCUGUAAAUGUGCCUUUAAAUGACCUGUGAGAUUCAUCUGGGAGGAAUUUACGAAUCAGAUUUGAGUUUAAGAAGAUCUAUGGUAUAUUUAUAUUUUAGAAUUAAAGGGAAAAACCACUUGAUUAAGUGUAACUAGCUGGCAUGUGUUGCCCAACAGAUGCUGCUUGUGUCUGCAGUCUGCUGUCACACCAAAUGGCAUGUAUAUUUUUAAUGUUAAUGAGUCUGUUUCUCAUCAGUCAUGCUCAAGUAGAGAGGCGUGAUCUACAGAUUGAAAUUGGUUUUCUUCGCAUGUGACUUACCUGGGGGUCAAUUCACAUUCAGUUAUCUAACAGCGGAAUAAAUUCAGUGGUGGAUUUACUCAAACUCCAAAGAUUUGUUUUAUAACAUUGACCAAAACCUAUAAAAUACAUUAAACCAUUAGCCAGCAUCUUCUACAGCACAAUAGUGUUCAAAUUGAAACCGAACUGACCUCCAAAGCCCAGAAACAUGUACUGUAGAGCAAAUUUAUACAUUGUAGGCAUCAAGGAAAGAGAUCUAGAUUUAGAUGUCAGUAGGACUAAUUAAUUUUUACCAAAAAGUGAUUUGAUGUAGGUAAUUUUAACUGUAUUUAUGUGAUUAUUUAAUGUGCUAUUUAAUGCCAGGCAAAGAGAGGUGUGUGUUUUAUGUUGAGUUUGGCUGCUGGAGAACAAAAUCGAGGUUGUAAAAUGUGUUUCUGUCUCGUGAGGUUCAGGUCAGGCUGUGAUGUUGUAGAGGGGGGGAAUUAAAAACAAAAAAUCAAUUAAA